ACACUCGCUAUAUAUUGGGUGUGUGAGAGCACGAAGUGUUCGAAUCGAGCUCCUGUCAUUGAUUGCAUGGUCGACGCGUCAACUCAAGCAUCAUGACAACCCAUAUUCCAAGGGCGUUCUACUCGCAGGAGGAGCUCGAUAGGCUAUAUCCCAAAGAGCUAGAAUUGCAACUUGUUCAGAUUCUCCUACGCCAUGGUGAACGGACACCAGUAUCGCCGCGUUUCCAGAAUACUGGAUUGCAGCCAUACUGGCCGUAUUGCAACGCUGCACGGGAGUUGUCAAGCGUCGUCAUGAGCACGAAAGACUUCACACGAUGGGAUCAGCUCAAGUACCGUCGACGAAUCGAGACUUUUGGCAUGGAUGAUGGACCAGUGAUUGCAUCAGGACCAAACAAUGAGUUCGAUACUGUCUGUCACCCAGGAGAGCUUACCGACAAAGGUCGCCAAACUACCCUAGCCUUGGGUGAGCGUCUUCGUCACCUCUACGUCGAUCAGCUUCAGUUCAUGCCAAAGCUUAUUGCUGACAGCGACAUGAUCUACCUGCGGGCCACUCCCAUCCCAAGAGCACUCGAGUCAGUCCAGCAAGCAUUUUGGGGCUUCUACCCACCGUCUGCACGAACAGCUGACUUCCCUCCUCCCACCAUCAUCACUAGAACCCCCGCCGAUGAGACUCUCUUUCCCAACGACGCCAGUUGCAGACGUUUCGGCCAGCUCAGCCGCGCCUUCGCGCAACGAACCGCUGAACGAUGGAAUGACACCGAGGACAUGCAGUAUUUGUCGAAGCUCAUCUCAAAGUACAUGCCUGAUCAAGCUAAAGUAGCCGUUGACUCUCGACCAAGACUCUCCGGAAUCAUGGACACCAUCAACGCAACAGACGCUCACGGUCCAGAAACCAGGCUUCCUAAGGACUUCUACGACCCCAAAGCCCGCGCCAUCAUUGACAAAAUCGCCGUGGAAGAGUGGUUCAAGGGCUAUACCGAAUCAGCUGAAUACCGCAUGCUCGGCAUUGGCGCUCUCCUAGGCGACAUCACAUCGCGUAUGACCGGCAGCGUCGAGAAGAACGGACGUGACGGGCUCCUCGAAGUUGGCGGCAGCGACGGCAGACUGGGUCGCGGCCGCGGCGGCGAAACAAACACCAAGCUCGCUCUCUCAGGCUGUCAUGACACCACACUCGCUGCAGCCCUGACCUCUCUCGGUGCGUUUGAAAGUGAGAAGUGGCCACCGUUCACAAGCCACAUCGCCUUUGAGCUCUUCAAAGCGAAGAAUGUGACAACGCCAUCGAGACCCACAACGCCGACAUUAAACCAAAACGCACCGCCAAAGGCCCAGAGCUGGUGGUCCUCCCUCUUCGGCCACACGAACCCCACAACUCUCUCUAACGCUCCUCAGCCCGAAGGCAUCGCACGCAAGCCGCUCUCCGAACUUUCCUCUACACAGCGCGAGGAACUUCAGGACUACUACGUCCGCGUGCGGUAUAAUGACAAAAUCAUGCAGAUCCCGGCAUGCAAAGCCGAGGGCAAGCAUCUCGAAGGCGACACCACAUUCUGCACGCUUGAGACGUUCAAGGGCGUGGUGGAUAAGAUCACUCCCAAGGACUGGAAGGUAGCCUGUAGUUCGCGACUGGACGCUUCUGCGUUCCCGGACAAGGUAGAGGUUGCUGGAUAUGAGUAAGCUGCUUUCAGCCUGAUCGCUAGAGUAAAAG
Messenger RNA from Macroventuria anomochaeta, 1701 nucleotides. Its product is annotated as phosphoglycerate mutase-like protein. Gene Ontology annotation, biological process: dephosphorylation. Lineage: Eukaryota; Fungi; Ascomycota; Dothideomycetes; Pleosporales; Didymellaceae. Gene Ontology annotation, molecular function: phosphatase activity. Bases 93 to 1670 code for a protein of 525 amino acids. The record is from RefSeq and is a predicted model, not a curated record. The transcript has 5 exons.